Molecule: messenger RNA, 417 nt
Organism: Amoebophrya sp. A25
Lineage: Eukaryota; Dinophyceae; Syndiniales; Amoebophryaceae
Source: the annotation of a GenBank genome assembly
GAAGCUCUUGCAGCUGGGGAUACUGAUGCAGCAGGAGUUGACCCGGAAUCACCCGAGCAACUACUGGCUUGGUCUGAAUCCUUAGGUGAUAAAGGCGAUAAGGCUGCGAGCAUGAUGCAAGCAAGGCAUCGAGGCUCAGCGGUACUUUAUCAGUUAUGCGUGCGUCGUGAGUGUGCUGUAUUUUGUGAUACUAGAAGAAGCAAGAUUUUAGUCGAAAACGAAAUGGAACUUGAAAGAAUAUUAUCAAGAACCCAGAUUUAAGUCAGAAUAUCUUCUCCUAAUCUGAAGACGAAAGCUUACUCUUCAAAAGAAAAUCCUUAUCCAAAUGAAUGUCAACCACCAGGCUCGCAAAGAAGUUGAAGCGUUGAAGAAAGCUAGAGAAGAGGCAAUAGCCGCUGGCGAUACUGAUGCAGCAGG